AUUGUGGCUGUCAUUGGAGCUGUUGUUGAUGUUCAGUUUGAUGAAGGCCUUCCACCUAUUCUAAAUGCUCUGGAGGGCCAGGGCAGGGACACCAGGCUGGUUCUAGAAGUGGCUCAACACUUAGUUGAAAACACUGUUCGUACCAUUGCUAUGGAUGGUACUGAAGGUUUAGUCAGAGGGCAAAAGGUUCUCGAUGCUGGCACACCAAUUAGAAUUCCUGUGGGGCCUGAGACCCUUGGAAGAAUUCUGAAUGGUGAACCCAUUGAUGAAACAGGCCCAAUUGCAACAAAACAGUUUGCUGCUAUCCAUGCUGAGGCUCCUAAAUUUGUAGAAAUGAGCGUUGAGCAAGAGAUCCUGGUCAAUGGCAUUAAAGUGGUGGACCUUUUGGCUCCAUAUGCUAAAGGAGGAAAACAUGGUUUAUGUGGUGGUGCUGGUGUGGGUAAAACUGUACUGCUUAUGGAGCUGAUCAACGUAGCUAAAGCUCAUGGAAGGUUUGCUGGUGUGGGAGAACGUACCCGUGUAGGAAACAAUCUUUACCAUGAAAUGAUGGAGUCUAGUGUCAUUAACCUGAAGGACAUAACAUCAAAUGCAGUCCUGGUAUAUGGGUAG
Staurois parvus is the source of this 609-nucleotide messenger RNA. Lineage: Eukaryota; Metazoa; Chordata; Amphibia; Anura; Ranidae. The record is from the annotation of a GenBank genome assembly.